This is a messenger RNA of Lepisosteus oculatus (spotted gar), 2344 nucleotides long. RefSeq names its product vesicle-associated membrane protein 3 (cellubrevin) (gene vamp3). Gene Ontology annotation, molecular function: SNAP receptor activity; syntaxin-1 binding. NCBI's taxonomy places the organism in Eukaryota, Metazoa, Chordata, Actinopteri, Semionotiformes, Lepisosteidae. The record is from RefSeq and is a predicted model, not a curated record. Gene Ontology annotation, cellular component: plasma membrane; SNARE complex. Gene Ontology annotation, biological process: vesicle-mediated transport; vesicle fusion; SNARE complex assembly.
GUCGAACAGCGACCGGGAGUGAGCUGGGAAGUGCGCUGUGUCUUUAAAUCCUGCUGUGAAAGUUGGUCGCACUAGCUGACACCACCUCAGCCCGAUUUACACUUGGUUGCUGGUCCCGUUGCGGUAAUCAUGGCAGCUCCAGAAGGCUCCAGUCCAUCCAACAUGGCGGGCUCGAACCGCCGGCUGCAGCAGACCCAGGCGCAGGUGGACGAGGUGGUGGACAUCAUGCGCGUCAACGUGGACAAGGUCCUGGAGAGAGACCAGAAGCUGUCGGAGCUGGACGACCGGGCCGACGCGCUCCAGGCCGGGGCCUCCCAGUUCGAGACCAGCGCCGCCAAGCUGAAGAGGAAGUACUGGUGGAAGAACUGCAAGAUGUGGGCAAUUUUGAUAGCUGUGAUUCUGAUCAUCAUCAUUAUCAUCAUCAUUUGGAAUGUGUCCUAGAGCACCUGAGCCGAGGAAUGAAGUGACUCGGAGGAAGAGAGGUCCGCAUUCCAGCACUAAACUGUUCUAACCUGCUGAGAACCACAGCUCCUGUUUAUCUGUAAUAUACUGCACAGGUGUUGUUGUUGUUGUUUUUUUUUUAAUGAUUUUGAAUGUGGAUGAAUGGCCCUCGGGGCGUCUGAUUCAAGAAGUGCCUGUUUCACAAUUUUUUUGUUGUUUUUAACUACUGCUAAAUUUACACUCCAUCGUUCGCCUUGAGCACGGCCAAGCGCUGCUCGGCCAGCGUGGAGGUGAGCUGUCUUGCAGACGAUGUUGCCUGUCACUGCACCGUGGCCCGGCUACAGACCUUCACUGUAACACUGCUUCUGCGUAGACAUUAACACCGGGCAGAAGAAUAGAUCUGGGUUCCUGUUGCUACAAAUCUGCAACUUCAGAGUUCAUGGCAUGAUUUGAGUACAGCUUGACUAGGACAGAAGAGAAAAGUGUGUAGUUAACUCUUGCUUACCUGGCGUUUUUCCACUGCCUUGGAUGUUUCUCAGUCAUUUUUCUGGGAUUGGGUCAUCUGAAGAAACUCUUGAGAGAAGAAGUACAGGGGUGGGUGACACAGUAUCGUAAUUUCACCCAGAAGAACACAAUCACAGAAUCGUACUUAAGAUUCCAGACCUAUAAGCUGUCGGUGUAAAUCAGUAAUUGUGUAAAGGGUUUUACACAAUCAAUAUGCAUCGUUCUCUUCUGUCUUGGGUUUUAUUAGCCCUGUUCUAAGUAGUGAAACUUUCCUUUUUCAUAUGUCUGAGUUGAUUACACUUUGUGGUACAGGGUUAAGCAUUCAAAGGCACUGGUGAAGACCUUACUACCAAUUCUGUGUUUUUUAAACUUCCAUAAAACCAAAAUGCGCUACACAUCUUUUUUUUUUUUAAACCUUAUUUCAGUUAAACAUUAAAUGAUGCCGGUCUUACAUGAAACAUUACUUGCAGUUUGAAAAUCUGCAGCAGAAUUCUGCCCCUAUGAUUAAUUGUACUUUAGAAGUGAACCCUGUGUCUGGAGCAGCAGUGCACUGCUGGCUGAGCCCCUCCAGGCAGAGCACAGGAUCAAGCCCUGGGCACUAGUGAGCUUCAGAUGUCCAGUUGCACGAGUUAGGCCUCAGGGUGUUCCCUGCGUGUCAGAAAACCACAUGGCUCAGAGAGCUUACUGUGUCAAAGGAGCACGACCGCAGUUCCUCCUUCUCUCAGUGGGACAGGGGCAGUAGCACUGAACAAGACCGAUUAAUACUGGGGAAUUUCAGGAAAAAAAAAAGAAAAUAAAUUGCUGCUUCAGUUUUUAGUUUAAAGAGAAAAAAAAAACAUCCUUAUGGGUGCUUUCCAAGGUAAAAGCACCGUAGGCUAUCUUCUGACUGCCUUUGGCUGGCACAGUUCAAGGUGGCUCGAGUUGUCUGGGAGUCUGCAGGAGUCGGGGGGGCAGCAGUGACGGCUCUUGAGAGAGCCGCCAGAAACGCAGCCUGCCACGAUGGACAGAAUCGUCCAAACUGACAAGUUCCUUAGUGCCUUCAAAACACCCUCGUCUUAAGACCAGAAGGCAGCUCCACACGCACGGCUGUAACAGAACUGUUUCUCUAUGCGGUGUGGUUUCCUACCAGAUUGAACCACAUUUCUCAUUGCCACUGUCCGCAGAAUAAGGAACAGUUGUCGCCUCCCCUACAUGCUUGUAAAAGUGCCCGUGACCUCUGGAGCUGUCUUUCUGUAGUCAUUCCUGGAGUAGAAAGUGCCAAACAGGCCAGACCCUGGUCUUUGAAUGUUUUGUAUAAUACAAGUGCAAUUACUGGAAAUAUUUGCCUUAAAACUGUUAAGCACCAAACUUUGCUUGUGUUGUUGUAGCUUAAUAAAAUGGAUAACGCAUCAUGGAUUUA